This is a messenger RNA of Lottia gigantea (owl limpet), 690 nucleotides long. RefSeq lists its product as hypothetical. NCBI's taxonomy places the organism in Eukaryota, Metazoa, Mollusca, Gastropoda, Lottiidae. The record is from RefSeq and is a predicted model, not a curated record. The coding region runs from base 1 to 690 and encodes 229 amino acids. The transcript has 6 exons.
AUGGGGAAUGCUUUGACUCCUCGAAGGAAAGGAAAUAGCCUCCUCGAAGGAAAGGAAAAUUUACGAGGGAGUCGAAAUUCAAAAGUUGAUGUUGGUGUAAAUACGUUUUUUCUAGAAGACACAUUUAUUAAAAAUAUUGCUUUGAAUAAACCCAGUAAUAUCAGCAGUACGUAUUAUGGAAUACCCUGUUCUUGUUGUGCUGUUGAUGGUAUCCUCACAAGUCAAAUCAACACCAAAAAUUCUAAAUUAGAAUGGUGGUGUGUUGAUCUCGAGCAAGUAUUCAAUUUAUAUUACAUCGAGAUAUAUAACGCUUAUUCACAAUAUCCUAGUGUGAUGGAAAGAUUCAAUGGUUUCCAGUUACGAUUCAGUAAUACCGGACAAUGUGACUACGAGACGUUUCAUGAAGCCAGACUGUGCUACAAAGACAACAUACAAUAUGCACAGAAGACGUACAAAAUAACAUCAUGCAAUUAUCAAUCAGUUUUCUCUUCGAGAUUUAUAUUUCUCUUUAAAUUAAAUGGUAACGAACAUCAGUAUCCAGUCACUUCCUUAGCUAUUCCCGGUUUUGAAAUUUAUUUCAGUCGUUCUUUUGUUACCUUUGUAAAUUUAAUUACUGGAAGAGUACUCUCCCUAGUAAAUUGUUAUCAUUGUAUGACCUUGGCAUUUCUUUAUUUCCAGUGUGAAUCUUAA